CAAAAUUGAUAACAUUUUGUUAUUCUGAAUUUUCGCUUCAAACUGACUAAAUUAACAGUUAACACGUAAGUUUAAUUUUCGACAAUAAAUUUCAUUUACCUAUUCUUCAAAAUUUAGCGAUUCUCGUGCUUGUCGAAUGAUCCAACUUCAUGAUUGAGAUAAAAAGAAUAUCAUGAUAACGAAAAAUUUCAUCUGACGAUGAGUACACCAGACCAUGAUUCUAAGAAAACAAACUCAUUAUCCAAGGUGUUACCCUCGGUGGGAAAUUUCUCGUUUUUGGGCAUGUCUACAAAAAUGGCAGAAAGAUCGAAUUCUUUAGCAGGAACUACAGAGAAACCACAUUCAAUUUUCGUCCAAGAAUACAGUCUCAUUUCCGAAUUUAACCUCUUGAAACACCAUCCUGAACCAGGAGUUUAUGUGAUUCCAGCUGCGAAAACCCCCUACAUUUGGUUCGGUGUGAUUUUUAUUCGAAGCGGAGUUUACGAAGGAGGAAUAUUCCGAUUUCGUAUUACCAUACCACAAUCCUUUCCUUUUUGUACCAUCUGUCCUAAGGUAGUAUUCGAAACACCAGUCUUUCACACACUUGUUGAUCCGACGACUGGAGAGCUUAAUCUCAAGAACAUGUUCUUCGAGUGGAAAAGAGACGUAAACCAUAUUUGGCAAAUCAUCAGUUAUAUUAGAAGCAUAUUUCACGAUGUUCAGUUCGUUAACGUUGUCGAUAAACGAGCGGAAAGUUUAUGUGAAACCAAUCGAGAGGAAUUUCUUAAAUUAGUGAAAAAUUGCGUCGAUAAUAGCAAAGUACGUAUUUACGAAAAACCGCUCGAAGAAGAUCCCCAUUACUUCGUUUUUGACGAAUUUAAUGAAGAAGUUCAUCAACCUUUCAAGGAUAAUAUUUUGAAAGAUAGUGCCAAUUCGCACGACUCUAAUGAACCGAGAUCUAUAAGUUGGGUGCAACCAGGAUCGUUAGAACCGUUAUCUAAACCAAAUUCCAACUAAACUAUUAUAAUUAUUUUUAAGUCGUUAUUUUAUUGUAAAAAUGUAGGUGAUAUUUUUCAAUCUCAUGUUUGUAACUGUGCCGAGCAGUAUUAAAAAUGUUCAAAUUUUGUAUUUUAUUUAUCUGGUAUUAAUUAUUUUGUACUAAAAACUCGAACGAAAAAUUUCCCAACUUAUUUCAUGGUUUCAAUUUUAUUAACGAAUAAAAUAAGCAGCCACGUUACGACGUCAGUGUACUUUGGCCUUAAGUUUAUUUUCCCAUUGCGUCAUCGAUGUUUGAAUUUUUUCAAAAUUGCAUUACCUAAUAUGUAACAUAUGAACCGUUAAAAUAGGUACAAAGUGAUGAAAUUUACAGUAAAUUUAUUAAGAAUUUAUGAUCAAUUAAUUUCAAAUUAAGGAUCUAGAAAUGUUCUCGAAUUUCGCAGCGAAUUAAAUAUCGUUUCAGAGUGCAGAUCGAAUCGAUUUUUUUUCAUAUUCGAAUCUACUGUUGUGAAUUUAUAAUUAAAACGGCGUCAUCUUAGGUUGAUUCUUAGUUGAAUUUUUCUGGUUUUCUAUUGUAGAAAAUAUGAAAGCUGGUUUAAUAAUUGCAUUGUUGAUUCCUUUUUUCAUUAUUUCGAGCGAUUCCCAAAAUGAUGGAUGGCCUCAAACGGGUGAUCUUGUAAUUCGAAGUGAUUUGUUCACUCACCAGUGCAGAUGUGAAAACUUUUGCGACAGACACGAAGCUGCUGUCCUUCUUUCUGGUGUCAAGGUUUACAAUAUACCCACAGUAAUGACAUUUAAUUGCUCAGGUGGCGGUUAUUGCGGAUGUUAUUUAGUCAGACUAAGUCGUAACGAUCCAAAAUCCGGUUGCAAUUGUUCAACGCAUAAAAACAUUAUAGAUCUUUAAAAACAAUCUAACUAUUGGUAACUGUGAAAUAAGUAAUUACAGGUUAUUUUUAUUCCACGUAGCUUACGGAUCUAAAAUACAUAAAAUAAAUGAUAACCAAGCACCUCUUUACCGAUGCCUGAUGAGCAAUCAAAUAAGAAAAUAAAUAAAUAUUGAGUA
Messenger RNA from Planococcus citri (citrus mealybug), 2038 nucleotides. RefSeq names its product protein crossbronx homolog. The coding region runs from base 199 to 996 and encodes 265 amino acids. The transcript is spliced from 7 exons. The record is from RefSeq and is a predicted model, not a curated record. NCBI's taxonomy places the organism in Eukaryota, Metazoa, Arthropoda, Insecta, Hemiptera, Pseudococcidae.